Messenger RNA from Gracilinanus agilis (Agile Gracile Mouse Opossum), 1636 nucleotides. RefSeq names its product LysM domain containing 4 (gene LYSMD4). The transcript has 4 exons. The record is from RefSeq and is a predicted model, not a curated record. Bases 99 to 983 code for a protein of 294 amino acids. NCBI's taxonomy places the organism in Eukaryota, Metazoa, Chordata, Mammalia, Didelphimorphia, Didelphidae.
GGCUUCCGCGGGACUGGCCUCGGAACCGGGGCGUUGAAAGGGUAAUUUGAUUGCAUGAUGCUGAAGACUAAAAUCCAACAAGUGAUAUAUUGUAACAUAUGAGUCACAAAGAACAUGUGCCGAAAAUGAGACAGAAGGAAGUAUUAACCAAAACCUUCCAAGCCCCUGCUGUUGUCUGUAGUUCUACAAAUAGUCAUAUUUACAUGUUUAAAAAUGACAAUUCAGACUCAGAUGAAUUGUCUGAAGAGGAACUAAAUGUGGAAUUACGACCACGAGGAAAGGAACGACAAAGGAAUGCUCCGAGAGAGAAAGUAGGGGAUGUGGUAUUGCUAGAACGAGAACUUGCAGAAGAUGAUAACCUUAACAAACUUGCUCUUCAGUAUGGUUGUAAAGUUGCAGACAUCAAGAAAGUAAACAACUUUAUCAGAGAACAAGACUUAUAUGCUUUGAAAUCUAUAAAGAUUCCAGUGAAGAAUUACGGCAUCUUAACAGAGACAAGCAAGGAAUUAAAACCUCCCCAAACUAUAUCUUCCGAGCCUAGAUUGACGUUUGUUGAGUUGCCAGACUCAGAUAAUACAGCUGCAGGAAGUAAUUGUGCAAAAUCUAACCAACUGACAGAUUUUUUUAAGGGGAUUGAUCAAGAUAUUGAAAGUGCAGUACAAUCAGAAAUCUAUUUAAAUCAAGAUUAUUGCAUAGAAACCCCAAACCAACCUUUGCUUCCACUUAGUCAGAAGACUCUAAUGAAUGGUGCCGACUGUGGAAUUCAGUGGUGGAAUGCUGUUUUUAUCAUGCUUCUAAUUGGAAUUAUUUUACCAGUGUUUUAUGUGGUCUAUUUUAAAAUCCAAGGCUCUGGAGAAACCACUAGUAGCUUGAACACAACUAUAAUUCCCAAUGGCUCAAUAUCAACCAAUUCAAUUCCUGGCAAAGCCCCAGAACUAGAAAUUCAUUUGAAGACUACAACUUCUUCAGACAAUUUCAGAUGAAUAGGAAACUAAGCAUCUUUCUUCUUUAGAAAGAAAUGGAUCUGGGGCUCAUCUUCAACAACUGGGUUUCUCACUGGGCAUGUGCAGAUAAGUUCAUAUAAGUAAACAAAAUGAGCUUUCAGAUUCAUAAUGGAGAACUAUGGCCAUUUAUUUGGGUUUUGUAAAAGAGGCCAGGACAGAUUAUCUGGCCAUAGGUAACUUUGUCUCAGGUACAGUCAUACAUAGGAAGCCACUUUUUUAGAUCACCUUAUUCCUUGGAAAACUAAGUUUAAAACUAAGUUACUUACAUGGAUUCCCAUAUUAGUUUAUAGUAAUUAAAUAUUUUCUGAAUGUGUCACCCUCUUCUGAAAGGUUUUCCCCCUUAAUUACAAACAAAAUUGGCAUAUAAUAAAGGAGAUUGUGUAGUGAAGUAGAACUAGCUGCAAGUUCUACCUCUCUUCAAAAAUGGAUAUUUGUAAUGGUAAAUGUUAGUACUUAAUAAUAGAAAUAGUAUUAAGAAGUUACUUUUGUGCUGAUCAUCCUUGAUAACCAAAAAUGAGUGACUAGAGAGCAUGUUGCUGUAGCAAAAAACUUUUAUUCCAUCUGUGUGGGUAUAAGUAAUAUGGAAGUAUAUGUGGUAGCAAUUAAUCCAUUUGAGUUAUAUUGCUUCUCAU